This is a messenger RNA of Haliotis rubra (blacklip abalone), 2145 nucleotides long. Its product is annotated as solute carrier family 52, riboflavin transporter, member 3-B-like. The record is from RefSeq and is a predicted model, not a curated record. Gene Ontology annotation, cellular component: plasma membrane. Gene Ontology annotation, biological process: riboflavin transport. Lineage: Eukaryota; Metazoa; Mollusca; Gastropoda; Lepetellida; Haliotidae. Gene Ontology annotation, molecular function: riboflavin transmembrane transporter activity.
CAGAAGUGAACAUGUUAUGAAUUUACAAGGGCCUGGCCCUAAAUUCAAACAACACACUUCUACCAACAGACUCUCUCCCUUUGGUGUUAGGUUAGGCUGCCCUUUAGAGCACAGCGAUCUCGCAUGACAGAAGUCACCUGCCGCCUGUAACGAGUUUGCAACAAUAAAUCUUAACUCAUGAAGGCUUAAAGGGUUUUCAUAGAGUGACAAGGUGAUCACGUCGCAGUCAGCCACGUCUACGAUAUCAGGUCAAGGCUCAAGACAAAAGUGGUGUGAUUAUUCAUCCAAGCCGAAUGUCUGUGCUCUGAAGUGAACGGGGUAUCUCUCGGUCGUAGGCGAUACCUUAAUCGUAAUCACGGUGAGCAGAAGCAAAACGUUUUCCACCUACGCCCGUCAUUGACAUGCCCGUAAUGAUCGUAGGUGAUAAUCCGUAGCCACCACCAGCGCACCUGAAUACUUGAACUCAUUGAAGUGUGGAUCUUCAAAUGUGAAUAUUUAUCUUACGUGGAGAACAAAAGGCUCACUAAGUUACUGAUUACAGAAGUGAAUGUAAAGAUGGGGCUGAGACAACUAUUGUCCGAGAGCAAACUGUUGGUUCACUUCCUGGUGUGUUGUUUUGGCAUCGCUUCCUGGGUGGACAUCAAUGGGGUGUGGGUGGAGCUGCCCCUCCUGGUGACCACCCUGCCGGAGGGUUGGACCCUUCCGUCCUACAUCAUCAUCAUCAGUCAGGUGGCUAACAUUGGACCAAUCACAUUCGCCGUUCUGGUUUACUGUUACAAAGACGCCAAACUGGAAAACCCCGUAUCGGCGCUCAUUAUUGUGAUAGGCAUGGCCUCCUGUAUGCUGCUGGCGUUCUUCUGGAAGGAGACGACGGUAGUUGCAGGAGAACCUCACUCCACAGCCCUGCUCGCCCUCAACUUGGUCCUGGCUCUGGUGGACUGCACCUCGUCCCUUGCCUUCCUGGCCUUCAUGGCGAGCCUGAAGCCACACUAUCUACCCACCUUCUUCAUCGGGGAGGGCCUCAGUGGACUGAUACCGGGCCUGACAGCUCUAGGCCAAGGUGCCGGAAGUAUCAGUUGCGCAAACGGAAGUCACGUGUCGUCCAACUUCACAAACGGGACCUGGUACAACGAGACGGUCGCGUCUUCGUAUCCGGUGUUCGGAACUCCCCGCUUUUCGGUCCAAGUCUUCUUUUUUAUUUUAUUUGGUCUCAUGGUCCUGUCGUUGAUGUCGUUUAUUCUCCUGAACUAUCUUCCUUACUGCAAGAGCGAACGGGUUGCGAAAUACGUGUUAGAGAUCAACACUGUUAAUGAAGAGAGUCGUAAGAACGCAUAUACUGCGUGCAAUCCCAUAUAUGAGUCUGACAAGUUCAAAGGAGAGACGUCACAGCAGUCAGUCACAACGAAAACCCCGAACAAAGUGAUAUCUCCACGCCGACCUUCUGUUUCCUCCUUGCCCAAACAAUCCUCAUUAAUACUCAUCACCAGCUUCCUUCUGUCAGUGCAAUCGUACACCAGCAUCCCCUACGGCCUUGACACCUACCACCUCGUGGCCAUCAUCACUAACAUCGCCAACCCCGUCGCUUGUUUUUUCAGUCUCGCGUUGCCUGUCACGGGCACCAUCGCCAUCUCCAUCCUCAGCUUCAGCGGGACCGGCUUCGGCAUCUAUCUGAUUGUCGUGGCUGCCAUGAGCCCGCAUCCUCCUCUGUACGACGUCGAGGCAGGGGGAGCCAUUGUGAUAACAUCGUGGGCAAUGGCGUCCUUCCUUCUUACCUACGCUAAAGUGUCCAUUGCUGGUCGACUGAGACAGGGUGGACGCCAACCGCUGAUAUGGUACGGAGCCUUUACCCAAACUGGGGCGCUGAUAGGCGCCAUCGCCGCCUUCCUGGUCGUCAACAUCUUCAAGCUUCUACAGGACGCUCCUUACUGCUGACGUGUGCGUGUGCGUGAGUGUGUGCGUUUACGUACAGGCCGAUUAAGACGCGACGAUUAUCUGCACACAGGGGCUUGUGACGCAAAAAACAAAAUGGCAUCAAGGUAUAUAUUGUCACGGACCUCGGCUUCGCACAGAAUAAAAGGACUACAUUUAGUCAUUGUAGUGGUAAGACCCGGUCAGUGAAAACAUAAACCGUAUAUCCUCCAAUAA